Molecule: messenger RNA, 3774 nt
Organism: Leptomonas pyrrhocoris
Lineage: Eukaryota; Euglenozoa; Kinetoplastea; Trypanosomatida; Trypanosomatidae
Product: putative protein kinase
Exons: 1
Coding region: 472-3774 (1100 amino acids)
Biological process (GO): protein phosphorylation; intracellular signal transduction
Cellular component (GO): cytoplasm
Molecular function (GO): protein serine/threonine kinase activity; ATP binding
Source: RefSeq, a predicted model, not a curated record
AGUGAAAAGAAGCAGUAACAUACAAAGUCUCGAGUGGGAAACAGCAGCAACGAGACACCUACGAAGCUUGCACGGCCCCUCUACUUGUACGCGUGUUAGAUGACGCACACAAGCACAUCCGUAUGCAUCAGCAGGCUCGCAUUUACACGUGCUUUGUAUUGAUCGUUUCAUUUUCGUUCAUCCAGUGUCUUUCCCUCACACACAGACACACACGGCGUCCUACGCAUCCACAUAACCUGCAAAUCAGUGUCUCUUUCUUUUAAAAGCAAAAGAAAUAAGCUGUAUUGCCAAUUUGUACAGCGUGCUACCGUAAACGAGCGUUUAGUCGCACGUUCAAGUGUUCUUCUCCGCUCCACUAUCUCUUCUUUAAUUCUUUUCUUUUUUUAAGUACAUAAUAACCUUUCUCCUCCCCGUGAAAGGCGAAACUUCUCGCCAUCACAUUCCGAUCGUGCGCGCUGGAAGUGCGGGGAAAUGAACUCUAGCAGGACGAAGACCGUUCGUAAGGCAGUCUCGCCAGGGAACGUGCGCUCCACCAAGUCCGCGUCGGCCGGGCCAUCCAAGGCGACCCACAAUGCCGUGCCCGACGGACCCGAGCGCAACCCCCUGAUCGAUGACCUUUUCGAGGACCUUAGCUCCCAGUCCGAUGUGCACGGCCUCGGACGGCUGCAGGGCGAGAGCGUCAGUAAUCGCGGUAGCCUCUGCGACGUUAGACAUAACAUACGGCGGACUAGCACGGCCACCUCGACCAGCAUGCGCAGCGGGUCGAACAUGCAAUCGCGGAUGGCGGUCGAUGUGAUUUGCAGGACGUCUCAGCACUUUGUGCACGCCAUGCGCAUGAAUGAGCUGGACGACUUCUUUGUUCCAGCGGCCGGGCUAACCGCCGAGGACGCGCUGCGUCGGCAGUUGCAUAAGAAGACACCGCAGGAAGUCGAGACGGUGGUGCAGGUGCUGGUGGAGUUGCUCGAAGAGGUGCGCAAGGCACGCGCGCAAGUGGCCCCCUGGACUGGGUCCAUUGGACUCUUUGAAGGACGCGACCGCGCCUUGUCCACCAGCAUUUUCUCCACCGUUAGCACGGCCAGCCUCUUGCGUCCACCGGUGCACGAGACAAGCCAGUUGGCCGUGGCCUACGACCAGGAAGGCAACCGCAUGAUCAAUUGCUAUACGAUCAUCGCCAACCUCGGUCAGGGUUCCUACGGCAAGGUGAAGCUCGGCGUCGAUGCGAGCUCAGGCCAGAACGUAGCCAUCAAAAUAAUCGACAAGAAGCACCUCAAGAAAAAGAUCGGCGGCCUCGGCGCCACUGACCAAGACGCGGCGCUGAAGCGCGAGAUUGCAAUUAUGAAGAAGGUGCGCCACCGCAACUGUGUCUCUCUCUAUGAAGUGAUCGACGAUCCCGCCUCGAACAAGCUCUACCUCAUCAUGGACUACGUGCCAAACGGCCCGGUCGUGCGUCUGAAGUCGCUGCAGUUUAACAACGUGGCCAUCAGCGCGAUCGAAGCCGGCGUGCCGCUCAACGGGGAGAUUUACAGCAAGUGUCUCAUCCGGUGUGCGGUGCGGCAGAGCGCUGAUGGCGGUGACGCCCCGCUGACGCCGGCCGAGGCGGCAAGUUUCCCGACCAUUUUCGCGUGCAAGCCGGUGGCACAACACAUCUGCACCCUCUACCUGCGCCAGCUCGUGAGUGGGCUGCGCUACAUGCACAAGCGGCAGCUCGUCCACCACGACAUCAAACCGGACAACAUUCUUCUCGGGUCCGACCACCAGGUGUUUCUCACUGACUUCGGUGUGAGCGAGAUCUUGUCGACGCGCACUUCAGAAGACAAGGAGUCGGUGUCUCUCGAUGGAGCCAGCAACGAAGGAGACAGCAACGGCAACAAAAACAACGAUUCCACCGCCGGUCUGAACGAGUUGCAGAACGGUAGCGAAAACAGCAACGGCCGCGGAGCGAAGCUGGGAGGCGGCACCUUGCUCUUCACCUCCCCCGAGCUUCUCGACCCGUCGGUGGAGAAGAGCGAGGUAGAUCCGUACCUCACCGAUGUGUGGGCGCUCGGUGUGACGCUGUACUGCAUGCUGGUCGGCUUCACGCCUUUCUUCGGCAAGACGCUUUUCGAGGUGCGGCGGAACAUCAUGACACAGCCCUACCCGUGGAAUGGAAUGAACCUCUACGAGGUCCCUUUGGAGCCGGAGUGGAAGAUCAUCCUGGAUGGCCUGCUGGAGAAGGAUCCUAACAAACGUUGGACGCUGCAGAAGCUGAAGGAGUUCCUGGACGAUGAAAAAUUUCUGGUGAAGAUGAAGACGCUCGCAGAACAGGACACGGCUGUGCGUGCCGCGGCGCGGGCGACCAGCCGCGCGUCGCACAGCUUUAAUUUGAAGUGCUCGCGCGUGAAGCAGCUACCGCAGCUCAUCGAAGCGGGCUCGCCGAAAAGGCCUGUAGAGGAUAGCGUCACUACACAGUCUAACCUCGCGUCGAGGGUCAUGUCGGUGCUGUCGGUAGACUCCGGCACUGCGGCGAACAACUUCCUUUCUAACUUUGACGUGUCUCAGGCGGAGCUAUCGCAGGCGACUCGCGCUGCGAAGGUCGAGGUGACUGAACGCAGAGUCGUCGUAUCCGACCACACACGCGCGGUGCUGCAUCGCUGGGCAGAGCGGGUGCGGCAGCGGCUGCGCAAGAGCAACUUCAUUCAGAUGAGCUCCCUCAUUUCACCCGAUGCGCCUCCACCGCCGACGGAGGCGAACCCGUUGGCGGCGUUUCCGGCAAGCGACCGCAAGAUGAGCGACGGCAACCACCACAAUCACAGCGUUCCUUCGCCUCCUGCGGGGCUGCCGCUGCUGCCCGGCUGCGGGUCCUUCCACCGCCCUAGCGCCAGCCCCGUCUCCAAGUUAGCCCUCCCGACGCGCAGCUCCAUCAACACAGACCCGCGACAGCAUUCCCGCCGCCACUCCCGCGUCAGCCGGAACUCGGGGAACGUGGGCGACGGCAACAUCGCCCACCACAUGCGGAACUGCGGCUCGCAGUCGAUUGACGCCAUACUGUCCAUCGUCAACCUGCAGAGCACCUCCAACGCCUUCUCGCACUCCUUCAGCUUUGAGUCGACCAGCAACUCCUCCUCGGAGAGCAGCAGGAUCCAGAUGCCGGUGGUGACGGAAACUGUCGCGGCCGCCGCGGCGAUGAGGCCGGCCCAGACACACGCGUCCGACGACGACGACGGCGACGACGCCACCGCGUCGAGCAGCGGGAGCAUCUCCAGUGUGCCGAACCCGCCCUCCACCGCGUUGAAGCAGACGGCGGUGUGGCGUGGCACGGGUCGGACGCCGUCCACGGUGGCGCACACCCCAUUUGAGGCGACGUCGGCGUCCUCGCCGCGAGACCGCGACUUUCCAUGCGAGGACAGCGAGGACUGCUGCGCGGCCACAAACAGCGCACCACGCAAGCCGAGAAUCGGUCACGGCUUCUUUUCGACGGCGAUUUCCACCAUGCACAGGAGCCCUAGCACGUACAACGACGAGAUCCCCUCGGAGACGAGCGACUGCACCCGGAAGCUUCGCGAAGAUUCCCCUAGUAUUGUGAUGCACAGCACGCCGCUAGCGCCAAAGAAUGGCGAGACAUUUCCGAUCCUGCCGUUGAGUCUCAGCCGCCCCCACAUCGCCGCGAGCACUCUAGCUGGUCCGCUGCAGAACCGCCUCUCCGGUCGCAGGCCUCCGCUGCCGGUGCUUUCGUCCGUAGAAAAAGUGCCAGCGGUGAAACGAACUGCAGAGCAGACCACUCGCUUGUGCAAAUAA